AUGUCAGCCAUGUCGGAACUCAAUUGGCUCAAUAUCCCACUCAAGUGGAAACAGGACUGGAUCCCCUGGUACACGACUGUUAAAGACCAGGCGACAGUCUGGGAUCUCUGGGAAUACAUCGACCCGGAAACACCAGAGGCGUCUUUACCGAACAUACCAGUCAAGCCAAAAAUCCCAUCAGUGUCUGAAAUCACUAGCGAAGCAGUUAGUGUUCUUGAUCUCACCGAAAAAGAACUCGCUAGAUACACUGCAUUGACAAGGGAGUACGACCGGCAAAAUGAUCGCUUCAAAGAAUACCGAAAAAACACCGACAAGUUGAAGCAGGGCAUCCGCCAUUCCGUCACAUCAGAACACAAGCGGCUCAUAGUUGCGCAACCUCUGCGUACUACACUCCAGGUGCUCAAGAGUACCUAUGAACCCAACGAUGAGGAACGCAAGGUACAAGUGGCAGAGAAUUGGAAUAAGCUUUGCAGCCAGGUUCCCCCGAAAUCGAAUCUCGACGGCUGGAUCUUGAAGAUGCAGGUCUGCUAUGCUGAAGCUAAGGAAGUUGGCUGUCAGGAAUUCGAGCAGAAUGAACGAAUUAUCAUACAGUUCCUCAGAGCUGUUGGGUCCACAUCUCCCGAGUUCUAUGGAAUUUGGAUGGACCGAAUUCAUGACCCUGAUGGCAGAAAACUCCCUGACUUCCCAGACAUCAUCAACCGUUACUCUCAGCAAGUUGGUGUAGCUGCACCUCGAUACCAGCAUCGACUAGCACACGCUGCUACAUUCCAAGGCCGAGAAUCUGAUACCAACAACAAGAAGAAGAGUACCUGUCCCUGUGAGAGUGACCCAAAUGAGGGAGAUCACUCUUUCGCCGAGUGUCCCUAUGUGAAUCCUGCAGUCCGAGCCGCAGGAUGGGAACCGAAUGAAGAGGCGGAGAAGAGAUUCAAACGAGCCACCAAGUCGAAGGCCUUCAAGACAGCCUACACAAAGGCUUUGGAGAAAUUCAAGAAGGAUUCGUCUUCUUCCUCCUCAGAGUCGUCUACGUCGGAGAAACAGAGUCGGACAGCAGCAUUUUCGACAUAUAUCCCCAAGACUGUCAUUUCCGACAUCACUGAAGUUGCGCUGAACACGAUGCAGAAGAAGGAUACGGCAAAACCUCCGAAGUGCGAUAUCUGGUGUUAUGACACUGGUGCUUCAGUCCAUAUCUGCAAUGACAAGAGCCUCCUAUCUGACUAUCGACCAGCAGCUGGAUCAGUACGAGUUGGGGACACACAGACAAAUAUUCUUGGAUUCGGAACUCUGAAGGUGACGCCUACAGAAAGCUUCGACGGCAUCCAUCUUGCUCUCAAGAACUCUGUCGACUGA
This is a messenger RNA of Penicillium bovifimosum, 1347 nucleotides long. RefSeq lists its product as uncharacterized. Lineage: Eukaryota; Fungi; Ascomycota; Eurotiomycetes; Eurotiales; Aspergillaceae. The coding region runs from base 1 to 1347 and encodes 448 amino acids. The transcript has 2 exons. The record is from RefSeq and is a predicted model, not a curated record.